AUGACACACGGAGUAGCUGUACAAAUGAGAAGAAAAUUUGGCAACCUGACACAGUUACGUAGACUACAGAAAAAGGUUACCGAGGUAGCAUCACUAGAGAUAACAGACAGAAACAUAUUCUACCUCAUUACUAAAGAAAAGUUCUGGCAAAAACCGACCUGCGAAGAUAUUUUUCAGAGCCUACAGAAUCUCAAGAAAAUUUGCCAAGAGCGGAAAGUAACUCGACUCGCUUGUCCGCGUUUAGCGAUAGAUCGAGACGGUAUCAAAUGGGAAACCGUCCGGAGCAUGCUCUACUACACGUUCCGAAAUUCGGAAAUAGAAAUACAAAUCGUAACACGAGAGCAGUUAUCGAAGGAAGACCAGUUACGAAUCAUUAGAGAAUUCCACGAGACUCCUUUGGGGGGACAUCAAGGAAUAAAUCGGACAUAUCAAAGAAUAUUGCAGCAACAUCAUUGGAAGGGAAUGAGACAGAUGAUCAAAGCAUAUAUCCUUUCCUGUGAAACUUGCCAACGUCAGAAAAUACCAAAUCGAUCAGUAAAAGAACCGAUGGUUAUAACCACAACCUCUUCCAGACCCUUUGAGAAAAUCUUCAUGGAUAUUGUAGGACCAUUUCCUAAGUCUCAUAAAGGGAAUAUAUUCAUCUGA
Messenger RNA from Macrosiphum euphorbiae (potato aphid), 645 nucleotides. The record is from the annotation of a GenBank genome assembly. Lineage: Eukaryota; Metazoa; Arthropoda; Insecta; Hemiptera; Aphididae.